UGUAUGCACCCUCUAGAUACUUAAGUCUACUGUCCUUGUCCAGACUAUCGACAUCGUCUGCGCGUUCACCUCCGAAAUUGCUGCGUUUCAAGCAACACCGUGAACGCGCCUCGACAGCCAGCGGAGCCCGUGAAAUGACUGGAGUGAGAUGCUGAUUUCUAAGGGGAACUGAACUCGCCUGUGUUGGGACGAGGCGCGCGGGGCUUCAUCUGUAAUCUUUUCCGUGUGCUUUAAACAUACAGUACUGUACACCCAUCUAACGCACAGUGUGGCUACCCUGUCCAUUUCAAAGUGGCCCGAUGGAUGUGAAGAGCCUGAAGGAAUAUAUCUGCUGGCUUUAUUACCAGUACCUGCUGAUCACCGGAAUCUAUGUGUUGGAACCUUGGGAACAGUCGAUCUUCAAUACUGUUUUAUUCACGAUGAUCGCAAUGGUGGUUUACACUUCUUACGUCUUCAUUCCAAUCCACGUCCGUCUGGCCCUGGAGUUUUUCUCUGGCUUCUUUGGAGGCCAACACAAAAGUACUGUUGCCUUGAUGAACUGACUUUCGACAGCAGCGGACUUCUAGAGCAUGAGUUGUUGUGUUUUUUUAAAGAAAUAAUUUCUUCCGCGGAAGAUUGCCAGCAGAUCACAACUUUCAUUUCUAUCUUUUCGCUGUCAAGGAAGGACUGAACAUGUUUUAUUCGAGUUGUCUCGGCAGAAUUGGCACUUGGCAGCAGUAGAGGUUUCCCAGUAGUCCAACCAUUCUCGGCUGUUUCUUCCCAUCACUAUCCUGUGUUGAAACCAUAUUAAGGCAUUUGUUUCUGAAAGAUGCACUGAAGUUUGCACAUAGGCAGCUCUCAUGUUGACUCAACUAUCAAUUCGGAAAAAAGAAACUGAAUAAAUAUUAAUCACACCUGUUUGUUCUGACUGUAUCCAAUAUAAUUGGAAUCUAUCUAUAAAUUGACUGUAACUAUAUAAAGAGGAAUGACUAAAUCCAAUUUUCUGCUUUCUGUAAGAAUAAGAAUUUCAAAGUAACGGGAAGGUUUGAUAUUGUGCAUCGUGAAAUUCAGCACUUCUCAUGUAGAUACAGUAUGUGUAAACACAAACACUUGGAGUAUGUUUUGUCUUUAAUGUAGUACAGGGUUGCACAUGAGCCCAAACGCUGAUCAAAAUACAUUCUGUCUUUAUAUAACGCUUUAUAGUCACUACAACUUUACAUAAUCUUGCAAUGCCCAGAGCAAUAUUGACUGUGUAAGUCUCAACAUGUCUGAAACUGCAUUAAACACUGUGAAUAAGAAUUUACUGUAAAUUAUUGAUUGCUACCCUUGGUUGCUGAACUUGAUGGACUGAAGUAAUUCUGCAAUAUUUUAAAAGCAGCCAAACUGAGAGAUCUUCUUAUGCUUGUCUCUUUUAACUUCUCUGUAAAUAAACUGAAAAAUGGACGAACACAAAAGAUCAAAGUAUAAAGUUUCCAUAAGUGUAAAGUUAUUUCUAUUUCUGUUUUUUACUUUCCCUUAUGGUGAAGGGUGGUUGAACAAUAUGCAUCUGUAUAGAUAACUAUUAAUGUCUGAUCUGUAACUGUGUUAAUUAGCAGAGUAUGCUUAUCUUUAUUUAUUAUGAAUCACUAAGUACAGUAUGUUCACUUUGGUUAAUGUUAUAAACCUAUUGUAUCUUUAGGUUAGAGCAGUAUGUGUUGUUCACUUGAUAGCUGUCAUAGUGUUAAGCAAUGUGAAGGGUAGUAUAAUGCUAAUCUUUUAUAUCAUUUAAAACCAUGAAUGUAAAUGGUAAAAACUAGAGAAUUCAAUGAACAGGUUGCUAUCAAGUUAAGACACUUCUGUAAUAAUCUUGUGAGAAUGAUGUUUGUCUUGUUUAAAUUAUGCUUUUUUUUUCUUAGAAUCAUUACAGUUUCUAAGAAAAAUGUGUAGUUUUGCUACAAGUAUGAAUGUUUCUUGAACUUUAAAUAAAAUAGAAAUAAAUACUU
Molecule: messenger RNA, 1961 nt
Organism: Lepisosteus oculatus (spotted gar)
Lineage: Eukaryota; Metazoa; Chordata; Actinopteri; Semionotiformes; Lepisosteidae
Gene: sptssb
Product: serine palmitoyltransferase, small subunit B
Biological process (GO): ceramide biosynthetic process; endoplasmic reticulum organization
Cellular component (GO): serine palmitoyltransferase complex
Molecular function (GO): serine C-palmitoyltransferase activity
Source: RefSeq, a predicted model, not a curated record